UCAGUCAAAGUCAAGAUGCCAAUUGGAACUAAAGUUGUCGUUUUGCUGUUUGUGGUUUGCCUGGCGCUGAGCUAUCAGGCAACACAGGCAAAUCCUAUAGAGGAGCAAUCAGCAGGAUUGAAAAGCCAGGAAUAUGACUGGUUCUCAAUGAUCUUUGGAGAUUACGACGAAGAUGAUGAUAGCGAGUAUUUAAUUUGUCGCAACUGCACCGUUCUGGUCGGCCAGGCCAAUGCCACAGACAUGCAACCUAAUCCAGCUACAAUGGCAAGCACGCCAGAUACAUCAACGGCCAGUCCAACUGGAGAUGCACCAACAGCAGCCACUGCUGCACCUGCACCUGCCGCUGGCGCAGAUGCAAUGACUCCGGCACCAGCUCCACCUGGGAAAUAACUUCAUAUAUCAGAGUACUUUCCCACUAACUCCAAUGAAUCUUAAACGUAUAUUUAGUCUUUAGAUAAUUAAUUUGUUUUUAAAUGGGAUUUGGUAUACGAAGCAUGGCUGGAAAAUGUCGAAACUCUGAAAAUGUUAUUUAAGAUCGGUCCUGGUCCUGGUAUCGAAAUUCCUGCAGUAAUGCAAAUUUAUAUAUUAUUAUUCCAGGUGAAGGUGUAAGCAUGAAUAAAUGUGUGUUUCACUAAAUUACCCGA
Drosophila grimshawi is the source of this 644-nucleotide messenger RNA. RefSeq lists its product as uncharacterized. The coding region runs from base 16 to 390 and encodes 124 amino acids. The transcript has 3 exons. NCBI's taxonomy places the organism in Eukaryota, Metazoa, Arthropoda, Insecta, Diptera, Drosophilidae. The record is from RefSeq and is a predicted model, not a curated record.